AAAGGGGACGGUUCUCAGGUUAAGGAAUCCACCGAUAGUAGUACGACGCUGGAGGAUGAUGAUGUCGACAAAGAUAAGAAAGGUGUAGAUCGCGCGUGUACUGUAAUAUCUAAGGAACAUGAUGAAGAAACUUUGACAAAAGCUGAUUCCUUCGGCAAAGCUCGCGGUGACAGCAAUGCAUCGUUGCGCCGAGCAGAAGUGAUUAAAGUUACUGAGGUGCUCAUAGAUGCUAUAAAUAACGGCGAUUAUGAUACGUAUUCCAAAUUGUGUGAUCCUAAUGUAACGGCAUUUGAUCCUGACGCGCUAGGUAAUUUAGUCGAAGGUGUAGAAUUUCAUAAAUUCUUUAUCGACAACACACCGACACAUGUUAAAACCAACACAACUAUUUUGAACCCUAGAGUGCACCUGCUUGGAGAUGACGUAGCUGUUAUAGCAUAUGUCUGCGUAACACAAAGUGUAGAUGCUGAAGGUCGGCGAGCUACACAUCAAUCUCAGGAGACUCGUAUAUGGCACAAACGCCACAACAAGUGGACAGCAAUACAUUUCCAUCGCUCCUAACUAGUUCCUUCUAUGAUCCAGCUCGAAAUGUCAGGGGAGAAUUGUCUAGCGAUGCAAACUAUUUUAAUGGUGAUGCCAUUACUG
This is a messenger RNA of Manduca sexta (tobacco hornworm), 642 nucleotides long. RefSeq names its product calcium/calmodulin-dependent protein kinase type II alpha chain-like. NCBI's taxonomy places the organism in Eukaryota, Metazoa, Arthropoda, Insecta, Lepidoptera, Sphingidae. Gene Ontology annotation, biological process: protein phosphorylation. Gene Ontology annotation, molecular function: calcium/calmodulin-dependent protein kinase activity; calmodulin binding. The record is from RefSeq and is a predicted model, not a curated record. The annotation marks the transcript as partial. The transcript has a single exon.